UAGUAUUUCUCUUAUACAUCAACAAUAAUAGUGAGAGAGAUCGAGGUAGUGAUAUGGCAGAAAUUUGCUUCACCACUAUGGUCCAACCGGCGGGACGUCACUGUAAAUCUUCAACCGAUAGUUUACGUAUUGAGUUAACUCCAUGGGAUGUCCGGCUACUUUUAGUUGGCCCUAUUCAGAAGGGACUUCUCUUCCUCAAACCAUCACUUCCACAAGAAAAAGAAUUAGUAGCAAACACUAGUACUACUACUCUCAUCGAUCACCUCAAAACCUCCCUCUCUCGCACUCUAGACUUCUUCCCUCCCCUUGCUGGCCGCCUCGGCAUCAUCGAAAAAGCCGAUAACACCACCUCCUUCUUCAUAAACUGUAAUGAUGUCGGAGCACAGUUCAUUUAUGCCGUGGCUCCAAGUAUUGCAGUGGCCAACAUCCUUGAGCCUGUGUACGUGCCUCGCUUUGUGCACUCCUUUUUCCCCUUAAAUGGAGUUCAAAACCACGAAGGCGUCUCCAAACCCUUACUUGCAGUGCAAGUGACUGAACUCGCCGAUGGAUUCUUUAUCGGUUCCACCGUGAAUCACGCAGUCGCGGAUGGCUCAUCUUUUUGGCAUUUCUUCAAUUCAUGGUCGGAAAUUUCCGGUGGUUUUGACAAAAUAACACGGCCUCCUUUUCUUGAACGUUGGUUUCCCAAUGAUAUUGAUUGUCCCAUUCGUGUUCCUUUGUUUGACAAACAACUCAAUGAAGGGUUCUAUAGUAUUCUUCCAAAACUUCAAGAAAGGGUAUUUCAUUUUACCAAAGAAAAAAUUACAGGACUCAAGGAAAAAGCUAAUGCCGAAAUGAAGUACACAACCCGGAUCUCCUCUCUUCAGGCACUUAUGGCUUUUCUAUGGCGAUCAAUAAUACGUUGUACAAGUACCGUUGUCCAUGCUGAUGAAGAGACAAAUUUUAGGGUGGCGAUUGGUGUUAGGCCGAGGUUGCACCCACCACUGCCACAAGAGUAUUUUGGAAACGGGGUGUACUUUGAGACCGUGACCACCAAAGCCAGUGAGCUACUCGAGCAAGGACAAGGUUGGGCUGCUUGGCAAAUGAACAAGUUAAUUGCCUCGCAAACAGGUGAUGAAAUAAGGAACUUCUUGAAGUGUUGGGUAAAAAACCCUAGGCUGCCGACAUGGGGUUCCGUGACAACCAACGCUUUGAUCACGAGCAGUUCCCCUCGGUUCAACAUGUACGGUAAUGACUUUGGUUGGGGAAAACCGGUGGCGGUACGAAGUGGUGAGGCUAACAAGUGUGAUGGUAAGCUAACAUUUUUUCAGGGGCCAGAAGAAGGGAGCAUUGAUGUUGAAAUUUGCUUGUUGCCCGAGACAUUGCAUGCCAUGGAGGAUGAUGCAGAGUUUAUGGAGGUUAUCACCGUGUGAUAUAUUUUUAUAUAUAUAAACAUAUAUAUUAUGAAUUGCUUAGCUUUGUUAAUUAUUAAUAUGGAAUUUUUUUGUGA
Cornus florida is the source of this 1486-nucleotide messenger RNA. RefSeq lists its product as uncharacterized. The coding region runs from base 54 to 1409 and encodes 451 amino acids. NCBI's taxonomy places the organism in Eukaryota, Viridiplantae, Streptophyta, Magnoliopsida, Cornales, Cornaceae. The transcript has a single exon. The record is from RefSeq and is a predicted model, not a curated record.